CAGAUUAAUCACCAAUAAAAAAAGUACCACAAGCAGAGACAAAAACCUAAACAAAAAUAUAUGACAUCAUAUAUCAAGACAAGAGAACAAGGGAAGAAAUAAAUGAAGAAAUACAAAUAGAAACAAAGAAGAUAAGAAAAAAGAAGAGAUCCAGGGAAUGUAGAUUAAUUGUAGUUUAAGACCCUAUAAGAGAAACAUGUAAGAUAUAAGCGCCCUGAUUUACAGGAGAACAAUGCACCUCUUGGCAAGCAGACUGAGAAUGAUGACUGCAUACAAUCAUCAGCAGCACACCACUUCAGCAUGAAACGACUGAGAACCUUCGGCUUUCCAAAAAUCCCGGUCAUGCAGGGAGGAACGGCGCAAUAUGUCCUGUGGUUGAUCGUGGCUGCGGUCCUCAUUACUGGAGCUCUUGGGGACUACACCACAAAUUGUUCCUCUCUGCUACUGGGACAAUACCUGUGUCUCGACCUCAACAUAGCACCUGAGACCCAGCAACCGCGAGGAUGCACCGAAAAAGGCCGGGCAAAGGUUGUGUGCCAGGCCGCCCCAGGGAUCAUAUGCACAGAGACUAACAAUGGGACUUUUGAACGAGAAAUCCCAUGCAAGUGAGUACA
This is a messenger RNA of Penaeus indicus, 614 nucleotides long. Its product is annotated as TM2 domain-containing protein CG10795-like. The transcript has 2 exons. The record is from RefSeq and is a predicted model, not a curated record. Lineage: Eukaryota; Metazoa; Arthropoda; Malacostraca; Decapoda; Penaeidae. The coding region runs from base 301 to 609 and encodes 102 amino acids.